Messenger RNA from Abrus precatorius (Indian licorice), 786 nucleotides. Its product is annotated as putative cyclin-D6-1. Bases 1 to 786 code for a protein of 261 amino acids. Gene Ontology annotation, cellular component: nucleus; cytoplasm; cyclin-dependent protein kinase holoenzyme complex. The transcript is spliced from 6 exons. The record is from RefSeq and is a predicted model, not a curated record. Gene Ontology annotation, molecular function: cyclin-dependent protein serine/threonine kinase regulator activity. Gene Ontology annotation, biological process: mitotic cell cycle phase transition; regulation of cyclin-dependent protein serine/threonine kinase activity. Lineage: Eukaryota; Viridiplantae; Streptophyta; Magnoliopsida; Fabales; Fabaceae.
AUGGAGUUUGAUCUUGAAGAUCCCAUAUCAUGCUUCAAAGAAAAUCAAACUUGUAGUAUAUCAGAACUCUUUGCCUCAGAAUCUGAUUACAUGCCAUCACCAAACCACUUAAGCUCAGCAGAUUUUCACGUUUCAUUUCGUUGUGAGGUUAGUGUUAUUCAGGUCCAUUUUUCCUGCAAUUUGGACCCAUUUGUAUCUUACCUUGCCAUAAAUUACUUGGAUCGCUUCAUGUCAAGGCAAGAAAUACCGAGGUUGCAGCAGGAAAAUUCAUGGUUCCUUAGGGUCAUUGUCAUCGCUUGUCUUUCUCUUGCUUCAAAGAUGAAGAACACACCCUUCUCACUUUCUGAUUUUCAGAAAGAAGGUUACAUAUUUGAUGCUCGAAGCAUUCAGAAAAUGGAGCUUCUUAUUCUUGGAGCUCUGGAAUGGCGUAUGAGGUCCAUUACACCAUUUCCAUUCUUGCAUUUCUUCAUUUCUGUGUCAAAACUCAAUGACCCAUCAGUGAAACAAGCACUCAAAAUUCGAGCUUCAGAGAUAAUCCUUAAUACUCACAGUGAUAUUAAAUUUUCAGAGUAUAAACCUUCAAUUAUUGCAGCAUCAGCACUUAUCUCUGCAUCUCAUGAGUUAUUUCCACUGCAAUAUUCUACUCUCAGAGCAUCAGUUCUAGCUUGUGAGUAUCUAGAUGAGGAGAUAUUAUCCAAGUGCUUCAAUUUCAUCCAAGAGUUGAAGAUACAAGCAAAUGCUUCAGUAAUAGACACGAGCCUUAGAGCACAGAAGCAGAGAAUUUGA